GUAAGUGCCUAGGCGAGCCUGCCCGGUACCUACAUAUACGAUCCACAUUCAAGUGCAUCAGUGAGGGGCAAACGUGGGGCAACGUUGGUACAAUGCGGCACUCCUUACAGUACAUAAGUAAGUUGCAGAGGAAUGACUGUAGGUAAACUUUCGGAUUGAGCCUCACAGCAUCGACAACAGCAUCCUAGAAUAGUAGUCCUUGCGGCUAUAUAUCUGUUUUGGCUUCACUUAUCAACAAAUUGCGUUGUGAGAUUAACUCUGUGGCGCUUUUCACACACACACAGCCUAGUGAGGUAGAAUGAUGGCUACACAUCAACAAGCUCCGUCCAUCCCAAAUUUGAAGGACAAGAUACCCAAGCUGGAGCCCAGGAAAAGACGUCAAGGUCCUGAGAAUCAGAUCCCGCUUCCUGAGACGCCGUCUCUACCCCCACCACCCGAUACCUCUACUCUCUCUUUCCAAGUUCCUAGCCGGCGCAUCUUAUCAAACAAGGACCACGAGCUCUUCCUGUCGUCGCCAUCAUAUAACCUUAUUGUCUCUUUCAUAUUCGGCCUCUCAGAUGCUGUUGUAGAUACGCCCAUCUCAGACGUCAAAGAUGAGCAGUGCAGCGCCGCCAUCAAAACCAUCAUCAGUGUUCUUGAUGAGGCUGAGGUGCUCGUUCAACAAACACCGCCAGACGAGGCAGGGGGUUCACGAUUUGGAAAUAAGGUCUUUCGAAAUUUCCUAGACAAGGCCAAGGCUGCCAGUCACACAUGGCACCAGAAGCUCGGAGUGGCUUCGGAUGCUGCUAUCAUAGAGGUUGAGACGUAUCUCAACCAAUCCUUCGGCAACAGGAAUCGGAUAGACUACGGAUCGGGCCAUGAGCUGAAUUUCAUGAUAUGGACUUUAUGUCUGUACCAGCUGAAGAUCAUUAGUAAAUCUGACUUCAAGCCUCUGGUCUUGCGCGUCUUCGUCCGCUAUCUGGCUCUCAUGCGGGCGAUUCAGUCAACCUACUACCUUGAGCCCGCAGGCUCACAUGGAGUCUGGGGGCUGGACGACUACCAGUUCUUACCGUUUCUAUUCGGUGCAAGCCAGUUAAUACACCAUCCCUUCAUUACACCGCUCGCGAUUCAUCAGCAGCUCACAAUCGAAGAAUUUGGGCAUGACUUCAUGUACCUAGGACAGGUAGACUUCGUGAACAGCACCAAGACGGUAAAGGGCCUGCGAUGGCACAGCCCGAUGCUCGAUGACAUCUCGUCAGCCAAGAGCUGGUCCAAGAUCGAAGGGGGUAUGAAACGCAUGUUCGUCGCUGAGGUGCUGCGUAAAUUACCCGUCAUGCAGCACUUCCUGUUCGGAUCGCUAGUCCCAGCUGCUGAAGGCAUGAGCACGGAAACUGAUGUGGGUGGCUCACGCGAUGAAGAUCUCGAGAGCGGGACUAUGGUGGUCGAACAUGAUGGCGUCAAGCAUGUGCACCAUUUGAACAGUUGGGGAGACUGCUGCGGCAUCAAGGUGCCGAGCGCGAUCGCAGCCGCGCAAGUGGCCAAAAAGGGAGGCGUUGGUGAGAGUUUACGACGCAUACCGUUCGAUUGAUAAGAUGACGGAGAUAGUAGACUCGCAUUCAUUUUGUCCGACUCAAGACAAAAACAAGACCACACCAUCAAGCCAGGGAGGUAGCAAAUAAACCCUUGGUUACUUCCAGUUAUCGACUAAUCUCCGAUCAAGUUCAGCUUCACUUAAGUAUGUAACUAUAGUGAAUAUAAAAUAUACCUAGAUUUUAGAAACAAGUCGGUUCAGUCACAAUAUCAUAAACUUGACCUAGACCUGAGAUAUAUAUAUAUAUAUAUAUACAUACA
This is a messenger RNA of Xylaria bambusicola, 1830 nucleotides long. RefSeq lists its product as uncharacterized. Gene Ontology annotation, biological process: mitotic spindle organization. NCBI's taxonomy places the organism in Eukaryota, Fungi, Ascomycota, Sordariomycetes, Xylariales, Xylariaceae. Bases 299 to 1567 code for a protein of 422 amino acids. Gene Ontology annotation, molecular function: peptidyl-prolyl cis-trans isomerase activity; protein tyrosine phosphatase activator activity. The record is from RefSeq and is a predicted model, not a curated record. Gene Ontology annotation, cellular component: cytoplasm; nucleus; protein phosphatase type 2A complex. The transcript has a single exon.